Mugil cephalus (flathead mullet) is the source of this 2901-nucleotide messenger RNA. Its product is annotated as coiled-coil domain-containing protein 177. Lineage: Eukaryota; Metazoa; Chordata; Actinopteri; Mugiliformes; Mugilidae. The transcript has a single exon. Bases 356 to 2059 code for a protein of 567 amino acids. The record is from RefSeq and is a predicted model, not a curated record.
AGCUCGUCUAUUAUUAUUGUUAAAUGUUUGAUUAGUGUGGUAAAGGGUAUAAUAUAGCUUUUAACAUGUGGGCUAUAUCAAUGUCCCAUUUUGGCUACGAGCAGAAAUCUAACAAAAAUAAUUAAACAUUUUUUCCUUUAAUUUCUUUUUCUUUUCACUAUUAUUGUAUUAUUAUUUUCUUUUUCUGUGCAUCAGGUCUUACAGGCAGCUGAAGUAGAAAAGCAAUUAAUCGUCGAUUGUCCGGAAGGACGCGACUAAUCCCCUCCUGACCUGUCCAGGCUGGAAGAAGAUUGUGCAGACGCGCUUCUGUGCACAUGCACGUAGCAUUCAGGUAAUUUGUUUAUUUAUUUUCAUCAUGGAGAAGCGGAAGUCGAGGUCUCCGGUUCUCUGUUUGGACCUGGACAACUUUGAGUCGCCUGGAGCGGGGAGGUGUCGGCAUGUUUUAACCAGCCCCCGCUCACUGGAGUCCUGCGCUCGUCUCGGAAUAAAGCCGGUCCAGCUUUUAAUUAAAUCAUUAAACGAGUUGAUGGCUGAACAAAAUGCAUUGCCUUUCGAGGCGAUGAGAGUCAUGCAUGACUCCUACGAAAAGGAAAGAAUGAAACUUCUGCAAAUGUGCCGAGAGGAGCGAGAGAGGAUUAUCCAGGCGACAGGGGACAGGCGGCCAGGUAGCAAUAAAGCCCCAGGCUUGGAAGUGCUGCCAGACGCCAAACUAAAGGAUCACAGCCUGACAACAGGGCCCAUCGCCUAUGCAGAUCUCUGUUUUAAAAGGAAAUCUGUUUGCAAGUCCUCCAACUCUCUCGCUGGUAAAAGAGACCCAGACAGGAGCACAGUCAGCAGCUUCAACCUGGGAGACCUCCGACACUCCCCAGCUACUGAGAUGGAGCUGCAGAGGCUGACCAAGGGCAUUAAAAAGGACAUGUGCAUCACUGUGUCAGAGAGAGACUGCAAGAUAGCUGCCCUCAUGCUUGUGAAGCAUCAGGAGGAGCAGGAUCGCCUGAGCCUCUGCCAGCAGGAGGAGCAAAAAAGACAGGAGGCCCUCAGACAACAGGAGGCAGAGCACGCUGAAGCGGAAAAGCGGAGGCGGAGGAAGCUGAAGCAGAGUUUGAAACGCUGGAACAGGGAGCUGGAGGCCCGCAGGAGGCUGAGGGAGUCUCAGGAGAAAGAGAGGGCGGAGCAGCUCGAGCAGGAGGUGCUGCUGGAGGAAGACCGCCGGAGGAGGUUGAAAGAGGAGGUGGAGGUUCAGCGCAGGGAAAAGAUGGAGCGUGCACAGAAGGAGGCAGAGGAGCGAAAACACUGCCAGGAGAAGCUGCUGAGGGAGAAAGAGGAGGCGCAGGAAUGGGAGCGAGAGAAGGAGAGACGGGUCGCAGUGGAGAAGGAGGAGAAGGCCCGGAGGAGCAAAGGGCUGCAGAAGAAGAAGGAGCGCAAGAAGCUGCAGGAGGAAAACCGCAGGGAGCUUCUACGACACGUCCUUUUGAAACGCCAGGUGGAGCAACAGGUGGAGGAAGAGGAGCAACAGAUGAGGAGCGCACUGGAAAAGAAGCUGCACCACUCCUGUGAGAAACGGGCCCGGGGCGUCGAGGCACGGCUGAGGGAGCUUCAGGAGCGGGCGGCAAUGGAGGAGGAGCAGAUCCAGAGGGCGCAGCAGAGGGCCAAGCAGCAAAGCACCCAGUGGCUCACGCACAAACAGAUCCUGGUCCAACUGAGCCAGCGUCGCAUGGAGCGGGCCGCCCUGCACGCCUCGGCCCAGCGCAGGAGCCGAGCUCAGCAGACACAGCAGCACAACAGACACAGGCAGGUCAGUCACCAGAGGCUCAGGGAGAAGAUACAGAGAGAAGAGGAGGCUAUGAGGAGGGUCAGGGAGAGCUCCGUCUCCAUGAAGGACUGGAAGAGAGAGAGGCUGAGAAGGCAGCGAGAGCAGAUACAGGAGGAGGCGCAGAGGCUGGCCCGGGCCUCCUUUCACAUGAGGGAGCGAGUGAGGCAGCAGACACAAAGCCGGACCUUUCAUCAGAUGGCUCUGGAGGCUCAGCUGACUGCCUCCAUAGGCCGCAUGAAACUGUGAAAGAAAUGAUUAACCCCCCGAGGUCUGCCUUCUGAAAGACUCUCAACAUGCUCGUAUCCUCCCACUGUGUUAAAUACAAUUCAGGCUUUAUUGAAAACCCUCAAGAGCUGCUAAAAAAUGACCAGCAAAUAAAAUUAAAUUAAGUGAAGGUCUUAGAGGAAUAUAGGAAAACAUUCCUACUAUCUGCACUUUCCAUAAAAGUUUGUGAGCAAGUCUAGCUAAAAGGGGAGGAUCAUGUUUAAUGUUGGGAUUAGUUUUAGUCCAGUUUAUUUUUUUGUACAAUAUAUUUUUUAAAAAAAAGCACAAACAGUGAAUAGUUUACAAUACGGUGCUGGGAGAUCUGAGAAUGAACAUUAAUAGUUAAUCAGACGGCGGGGAAAUCCAAUGAUAAGGUACAAUACAGUUCAAAAACAUGAAAAAGAAUAAUAAGGAAACAUAAUGGAAAUCUUUUUUAAGCUCAUCUUUAAAUGAGGGAAAGUUUGGGAUAUUCAAAGGUGAUGCAAUUUUGUUUGGAUGUACGACAGAAUGGAAGAUGGAGAUAAUUUCUUCUUCUAGUUGGAUAAUUGUGAAUAUCAGAAGAAAGGGUUAAAAAGGUGAAGGAGAGAAACAGGCAGAUUAUUAGGAAGUCAGAACCGUUGUGAGGUCACAAACAGAAUGUUAAUUGGCUUUUUAAGAGUUUAAUGACUUGUACUGUCAGACUCAGUGUGAUUGUGCCCUAUUGUUUUGCAUGUUAUAUGUGUACAAUGGCAUUUAAAUGUAUAAAAGCGUCAAAGUAAACUACGUAGUACAGUUUAGCGACUGGGACAAAACAUUAAAAAAGUUUAUUUUUUAUUGUGAUCCUA